Messenger RNA from Odobenus rosmarus divergens (Pacific walrus), 330 nucleotides. RefSeq names its product leukocyte specific transcript 1 (gene LST1). The coding region runs from base 12 to 254 and encodes 80 amino acids. Gene Ontology annotation, biological process: immune response; cell morphogenesis; dendrite development. Gene Ontology annotation, cellular component: membrane. The transcript has 3 exons. The record is from RefSeq and is a predicted model, not a curated record. Lineage: Eukaryota; Metazoa; Chordata; Mammalia; Carnivora; Odobenidae.
CCUUUACCUAUAUGGCGGGAGCUUGGGGCUUGGGGGGGCUCCUGCUCCUGGCUCUGGUCAUUGUGUCCGCCUGUCUGUGUCGGCUGCAUCGGAAAGUGAAGAGGCUGGAGAGGAGCUGGGCCCAGCUCUCAGAGCAAGAGCUCCACUAUGCAUCUCUGCUGCCCGUGCCCUGGAGGGAGAGGCCUGACCUCAGCCACAGGGAAGGGGCCAAGGAGGAACCCAGCACCGAAUAUGCCUGCAUUGCCAAGAACUAAGCCACCGGAGCUCCCCCAGAUGCCUCCCUGAAUCCAGGCGGACCCUGUGGUCCACCCAGUAAAAACCAUGUCCCGC